AUUGUUUACUACCAGCAGCUGAUUGCGACGAGCUCUGCUCCGUGUAAGCUGGUCGUCGUUUAUUUCAGAGACACCAGGCACACAAUACAAUCAAGCGCCAAAGUAGUAGUAGUAGUAACACGAGAGAAAUACAAGCAGAUCGGUGCGUUCUUAUCGCGGGUUCAGGUGUGACGCUGAAACCGAUGAUGACGCCAGUAGUUCUAACCCAGGCUGGUCCCCACCCUACCAGCGGAAGAGCCGUUCGCCACAUCACCUCCUCUGCUACAAGAGGAAAUGUUCUCCGUGGUGAUGUAAUUCGUGUUGUCACCUGUCGAAGAAACACUGAGCGAAGAGCAAGACACAGCGCGACAUCUACAUUUCGCGCAUGCUCUCGCAAGCAGUUCAUCUACCCGCUCGCACAUGUUCUCUCUUAUUACCUCUUGUUUUGAAUUUUAUUAAUUUUAUGUAUUUUUGUCUCUCUCACAGUUCACAGUUCUCACAACACAGUUCUACCGUGUGUGCGUGCGUUCGCACGAUUGCAUAUUCAGCGAUCCGGGUGAUGCACAGCAACACUCCCACUCCUCGAUGUGCUGGACCAUCUGAUCUUCUAGCUAGCAUUCCCGCUUGUGACGUGCAUACAAACCGCCCACCUCCUUCGCCUGCGUUGCUCAGCUACCAAUAGCUAGCAAACGACAAACGCUCCCCUGCCUCUCACCCUACCUGGUUCUGCUCUUAUCAACUGGCUCAAAACAAGCUUCUAGUGGCAGUGCUGCAGGUGUGUGGAGACGCUGUGUAGUGUUUCCAACGGAAAAAUCGUUUGCUCGUGUGCGGUGCGCAAGAUCUGGCAGGACCAACGCGACCAGCGUCCGACCAGCUGUAUCAACGGGGACGGUGGUCAUUAGCAAAGGGUUGUGGUUGGCAACAGUAGCUAUAUCCUUCCGGUAGCCCAAAAGGUCCUACCACAAGCACACAUACGUACACACACACGCGCGCACGCGCGCGCACCUAAACGAGAAGACAGAUAGACACCAUCAACCAUAACCAUCCCUGCUGGGCCGCGAAAUGAUACCUGCGAGACGGUUUGGCAGAUCUGGUCCGAUCCGACCUCCAAGAAUUUAGCCGUUCAACAGAGCUGCUUAGUGAAGCGGGUGUGAAGCAGCAGCGACGUGUGGAGUGGAUGAGGAUUUAGAAAAGAAAACACGAAACAAAUCUGGCUGUGAACCGACGACCCUAUCAACAACAACACAACCACCACCAUGAGCGCGGCAGUGGAUGUCGAUAGUAAUGUGCCAGUGGAUCCGCGGGUUCAGAUUGAACUGGAAAAGUUGAACGAAGCGACCGAUAACAUCAACAAACAUGAGGUGGAUCUGGACGAAGCGAAGAAUGAGUUUCGAGAGUUGCUGCGUGAAAGCGCCGAGAAGAUCAAGGCCGUCGCGAAGAAAGUGGGCAACUCGAUCGAAGUGGCUAAGCCGUACUAUGAGGCGCGCUUGUACGCAUCUCAGCUUGCGAAGGAGACGCAACAGUGUGCGUUGAACUUUGACAAGGCCAAAUCGGUGCAUGCGGCGGCCAAAGAGAUGGUGUAUCUGGCGGAGCAGGGCCUGGGAGAAAAGUCGACCCUCGAUACGGCCUGCCAGGAGAUGCUGACGCACGCGACGACCCGGGUCAACGAGAGUCAGAACGAGUGCACCGAGAUGCGGAACGUGCUGAAAAUCAGCGAGCUAAAGCUGGAGGUGGCUAACAAUCGGGUGUGCAAGCUGCACUCGCAACUCAAGGGUGCGAUCCGGGCCUCGAGGCCAUAUUACGAGCUGCGUGCCAAUUACAAUGCAUUGCUGCUGGAACAAAAGCAGAAGGUGGUGGAGCUGGAGUCCAAGGUGGCCACGUCGAAGCUGCGGUACAACGAGGCACUCAGCAACCUGGAGCUCAUCUCCGAGGAGAUACAUCGGCAGCGAAAAGCACGGCGAGCCAACAGCACGGACGAUGAUGGUGCCGGAUCGUGUUCUUCUGGAUCGUCAGCCACCGCACACCGCACCAAGCUGCUGGCAAUGCAUCUACCCCCAUUUGGUGUCGUCCAGUCCGGGACGGGUGCCACCGCGUCGGCCGUACCACCGACAGCCCGGAUUGAGAGCAGCGACGAGUAUCUGGAGUUUCCGGCCAAGCUGACGAUGAAGGCGAGCCCGGUGAAGCAGCGUUAUCUAGACAAGCUAGACUGUCCGCACCUUUUGAAAGACUUCGCGCGCAAGACGAGCCCUAGCGCUGAGAGCGACUCGGACAACUGCCAGUACUCGUCGAAUCCGACAAUCGAUGACAUUACCAACAUGUCGUCGGAGGACAUCGAGCAGUGGACGGAGAUCCGUCUGUCGAACUCGAACAGUAGCAGCAGCAGCUCCGGCUACUCGCAGCACAACUCGCUCGUACUGGACGACGCCACGACUCCGCAGGACGAAACGACCGACUCGUCGUCCGACGACAGCCCCAAGGCGAAGGCGCGUAUCAUCAAGCAGAUCACGUACGGCCCACCACCAGCGAUACACCCUCAACAUCCGUCCAGUCACGGCGGACAGCCGUUCGAGGUCAUGGCGCGCCGAAGUGAAGGAGGAGGUGGUAUCACCGGUUGGAUUGCUAAGACGGCCGGCAAUUCCAUCGUUGGCAACGCGGGUCCCACGGUUGCUGGCACUGCUGCUACCAGUGGGCCCAUGGCUAACUUUGCUACUUGCUCCGGUGCGGGUGGAGUCAGUGGAACACGCCGCCAAAGUCUCGACAUCAUCAUCGAUACAGGCGACCGGGUGAAGGACGCGUUCACGCAGGGCAUCCAGCGGAUCGGCAAGUCACUCGAGCGGCGAAACAGUGAGUCCGAGGCCACUGGCGACGACGCGGCAUCGGUUGGGAGCGAUUUUUUUCUCUUCCAGCGCUCGGACCCUGCAAAGGAUGGUCUCUCGGAUGAGCAAGUGGAGAACCUACUUCUAGACCAAGACUGCACGGACAUCUUUCACAAUGUAGUGAACAUAUCAAAGUAAUAGCGGAAGCAGCGUUCGGACCAAUUCUGUCCAUUAGCACCGCAAUAGAAAGAAAGAGAGAGAGAGAGAGAGAGAGAGAGAGAGAGAGAGAGAGAGAGAGAUGAGAGAGAGAGAGAGAGAGAGAGAGAGAGAGAGAGAGAGAGAGAGAGAGAAAGAAGGAGUGCCCAGACUGGUUCAGUUGAGUCAAAGAUUUUGGAUUUUAGACGAGAAUAGAAUAACAAGAGCAACAACAACCCGAGGGGGAGGGUGGGGACAGCAACCGCUGCAGCGGUGAGUAAUAAGCAAUUCUUGUAACCAAAGCAUCUUCAACCAUAUUAAAGCAGCGAUGAGACGCUCGCGCAUGAAUUCGUUCGGUGCUCUAAAACAUUGCUUGUGAGUGCAGUUCGUUAAUCUGUCGCAUUUGACGCGAAAGGGCCAGCAAUAAAGAGAGCAUAAUGAAGCGGAAUAUGUUUAGCUGAGUUGUA
Messenger RNA from Anopheles darlingi, 3457 nucleotides. RefSeq lists its product as uncharacterized. NCBI's taxonomy places the organism in Eukaryota, Metazoa, Arthropoda, Insecta, Diptera, Culicidae. Gene Ontology annotation, biological process: intracellular signal transduction; negative regulation of protein tyrosine kinase activity. Gene Ontology annotation, molecular function: protein kinase inhibitor activity. Gene Ontology annotation, cellular component: cytoplasm. Bases 1236 to 2993 code for a protein of 585 amino acids. The transcript has 6 exons. The record is from RefSeq and is a predicted model, not a curated record.